UUCCGCAGGACUGCCAAGUUCAAGCCGCCAAGGCCAGGGCAUUGCCAGCAGCUGGGCUGAGCCCUGUUCUCCCUGCGUUCCCACUGCCCAGUGGCAACAGCUGUGAACGGCGGCAGGCUCAUAGCAGUGGAAGAACAAGGAAAAGACCUUUUAAAAAAAGAUACUAUAAUACAGAAGCUAGGCAAGGCGGCCCCGGCCUGUAACCCCAGCACUCUGGGAAGCAGAGGCGGGCGGGCGGAUCGCUUGAGCCCAGGAGUUUGAGACCAGCCUGGCCAACAUAGAAAGGCCUCGUCAAAAAGACAAAAGAGUAAAAUGAAUUUAAUAAAAUGAGGUUCAACUUUUACUCAUGUUUGUACCUAAUGACAAGCUCGUAAAACUGAAAAGUUCACUAUUGGCUCCUGCCCAUAGGCUCCAGGCCGAGUAGGGGCCGGGGCCUCCCUGCACUGCGGGGUCACGGGUGCCCCGGGACCACUCCCCGAGCGCCCUCCGACCCGCAUGCUCAGCGCAGCUCCGUUGGCGGCGCGCCACGGGCAGAGCGGGUUCAGCGGGGAACGGAAGCUCAGCGCGGAGACUGGGAUCCCGCAGGCUCACUCCGCAGGGCCGCGGCUCCUCUCUGUGCAGGUGCUGGGCCCGCAGGGGCGGGCGACGAGGUCCGCGCCGAGACCCAAGCGGGGAGAAAGCGAAGAGCGGAGGACGGGGCAGGCGCACCGGGAACCUCCGCCCCUACGCACGAGCCGAGAGUGCGGCGCUUGACACCUGCACUGCAAACGCCAGGCCGCAUCCCGAGCUCCCAAGCCGCGAAUACGCGCGCCCGCUCGUGACGUCAUCUUUUGCGGUCUCCCCGAGAGUCGGCAGCGGGCGCCGCCAUGAUGCGUUACGGAAGCCGAUAGUUCUUGCCCGGCGUCACCCCGUCGUUCCGGCUCUCGACGUUGCCACAGAGCUUCCGAGAGACGCGGCCGCCACCCAGAAGCGCUCUCGUUGGAAGCCCCGCUCGUGGGGCCCUGCUGCCUGCGCCGCCUCUGCCGCCCGCAGCCCGACGGGCGCCGCCAUGUUGGGGUCCUAGCCGGGGGCGUGUAGGUGUCUUCAUAAGAUGCCGGGGCUGCGGCGCGCGCUUUCCCCCAAGAUGGCGUCCAUGCGGGAGAGCGACACGGGCCUGUGGCUGCACAACAAGCUGGGGGCCACGGACGAACUGUGGGCGCCGCCCAGCAUCGCGUCCCUGCUGACGGCCGCGGUCAUCGACAACAUCCGUCUCUGCUUCCAUGGCCUCUCUUCGGCGGUGAAGCUCAAGUUGCUACUGGGGACGCUGCACCUCCCGCGCCGCACGGUGGACGAGAUGAAGGGCGCCCUGGUGGAGAUCAUCCAGCUCGCCAGCCUCGACUCGGACCCCUGGGUGCUCAUGGUCGCCGACAUCCUGAAGUCCUUUCCGGACACGGGCUCACUUAACCUGGAGCUCGAGGAGCAGAAUCCCAAUGUUCAGGAUAUUUUGGGAGAACUUAGAGAAAAGGUGGGCGAGUGUGAAGCGUCUGCCAUGCUGCCACUGGAGUGCCAGUACUUGAACAAAAACGCCCUGACAACCCUCGCGGGACCCCUCACGCCGCCGGUGAAGCAUUUUCAGUUGAAGCGGAAACCCAAGAGCGCCACGCUGCGGGCGGAGCUGCUGCAGAAGUCCACGGAGACCGCCCAGCAGCUGAAGCGGAGCGCCGGGGUGCCCUUCCACGCCAAGGGCCGGGGGCUGCUGCGGAAGAUGGACACCACCACCCCACUCAAAGGCAUCCCGAAGCAGGCACCCUUCAGAAGCCCCACGGCGCCCAGUGUCUUCAGCCCCACGGGGAACCGGACCCCCAUCCCGCCUUCCAGGACGCUGCUGAGGAAAGAACGGGGUGUGAAGCUGCUGGACAUCUCUGAGCUGGAUAUGGUCGGUGCUGGCCGAGAGGCGAAGAGGAGAAGGAAGACUCUCGAUGCGGAGGUGGUGGAGAAGCCAGCCAAGGAGGAAACCGUGGUGGAGAACGCCACCCCGGACUAUGCGGCCGGCCUGGUGUCCACACAGAAACUUGGGUCCCUGAACAGUGAGCCUGCGCUGCCCUCCACGAGCUACCUUCCCUCCACGCCCAGCGUGGUUCCCGCCUCCUCCUACAUCCCCAGCUCCGAGACGCCCCCAGCCCCCUCCUCCCGAGAAGCCAGCCGCCCACCAGAGGAGCCCAGCACCCCGAGCCCUACGCUGCCAGCGCAGUUCAAGCAGCGGGCACCCAUGUACAACAGCGGCCUGAGCCCUGCCACACCCACGCCUGCAGCGCCCACCUCGCCUCUGACACCCACCACACCUCCGGCUGUCGCUCCUACCACUCAGACACCCCCGGUUGCCAUGGUGGCCCCACAGACCCAGGCCUCUGCCCAGCAGCAGCCUAAGAAGAACCUGUCCCUCACGAGAGAGCAGAUGUUCGCUGCCCAGGAGAUGUUCAAGACAGCCAACAAAGUGACACGGCCCGAGAAGGCCCUCAUCCUGGGCUUCAUGGCCGGCUCCCGAGAGAACCCAUGCCAGGAGCAGGGGGACGUGAUCCAGAUCAAGCUGAGCGAGCACACGGAGGACCUGCCCAAGGCGGAUGGCCAGGGCAGCACCACCAUGCUGGUGGACACAGUGUUCGAGAUGAACUACGCCACGGGUCAGUGGACACGCUUCAAGAAGUACAAGCCCAUGACCAACGUGUCCUAGGGCCACCUGCCUCACAGCUGGCCCUCACUUGGGGGCUCCAAGGGACGAUGGCUUUGCCGGCUUAAAUUAACCAGACAGCGGACACCUGGCCCACGAGGUCCCCCAGCCACCGCCCUGCUGCUGACCCAGCCUGUUUUAAGUUCUGGAUGCAUUUCUCUGGGGUGUUUUGGGCUUAUUUUUAAAAUUUUAAUAUGGGUUCCUUUUUGUGUGAUUUAAGACACUUUUUGGACUCAACGUUCCAUUUUUGAAUGUAGUAAAUUAACCAAAAAAGUUACAACUUCCUAAUUUUAGUGACAGCUCUGCCUGUUAGACUCUUUUUAAAAUCUUUUCUAUUUUCCUCGCUGGGGCAGUGCCCUUGGCACGGUGGUACUGGGGGUGGGGCAGGGACACCUGACCACACCAGAGUGUGGGAGACGGCAGGCCUUGUCCCCUGCCAGUGCCUGCCUGGGAGUUUUGUAUUCAUCUUUUGUACAGUCGUGGACAUUUAAGACAGUAUUUGGGUACCUAUUUUCAUUGUAAAACUAUCUGAACCAUUAAAGUUUAGCUUUUCUAAAGAAAGCCA
Molecule: messenger RNA, 3272 nt
Organism: Chlorocebus sabaeus (green monkey)
Lineage: Eukaryota; Metazoa; Chordata; Mammalia; Primates; Cercopithecidae
Gene: NELFA
Product: negative elongation factor complex member A
Biological process (GO): negative regulation of transcription elongation by RNA polymerase II
Cellular component (GO): NELF complex
Source: RefSeq, a predicted model, not a curated record